Molecule: messenger RNA, 606 nt
Organism: Acanthosepion pharaonis
Lineage: Eukaryota; Metazoa; Mollusca; Cephalopoda; Sepiida; Sepiidae
Source: the annotation of a GenBank genome assembly
AUGGAAUGUAAGGGCGUUUUCCUUAAAACUCUUCCUCUCUACCAUUCCGCUUCAAGUUUAACCAUGUCCUCCUUAUUUCCGUUUUCCAUUUUCUUUUAUUUUCUUGUAUCUAGUUUUAUUUCUUUCUUUCUUCUUUCCUUCCUUUCCUUCUUUCCUUCUUUCUUUCUUUAUUUAUUUCCCGUAAACUUUCUUGCCUUCUUUCUUUCUUUGCUUCUCAUAUUCUUUCUUUCUUUCCCAUAUUCUUUCUUUCUUUUCGUAAUCUUUCUUGCCUUCUAUCUUUCUUUCAUUCUCGCCGUCUUGCUUUCUGACUUUCUUUCUUUCUAUCUUACUUUCAUUCUCGUAGACGUUCUUGCUUUUUUACCUUCUUUCUUUCUUUCUUUCUUUCUUUCUUGUAGACUUUCUUGCCUUCUUUCUUUGUAUCUAUCUUUCUUUCUCGUAAACUUCCUUUCUUUCUUUCUCGUAAACUUCCUUUCUUUCUUUCUCGUAGACUUUCUUACCUUCUUUCUUUCUUUCUUUCUUUCUCGAAAACUUUAUUGCCUUCUUUCUUUCUAUCUUUCUUUCAUUCACGUAGACUUUCUUGCCUUCUUCCUUUCUUUCUUUCCCUGA